This is a messenger RNA of Sitophilus oryzae (rice weevil), 945 nucleotides long. RefSeq names its product calcium release-activated calcium channel protein 1-like. Gene Ontology annotation, biological process: store-operated calcium entry. The record is from RefSeq and is a predicted model, not a curated record. Gene Ontology annotation, cellular component: membrane. Gene Ontology annotation, molecular function: store-operated calcium channel activity. The transcript is spliced from 3 exons. The coding region runs from base 1 to 582 and encodes 193 amino acids. Lineage: Eukaryota; Metazoa; Arthropoda; Insecta; Coleoptera; Curculionidae.
AUGUUAGAGAAUGCCUUAACCAGGCAUCUUCCUAUUCCUGAUCGUUUUGGCAACUUUCUGUUGGAAAUAUCUCAGGUUGAUCCUGAUCUCUGCUUGUUGAUGGUGGAGCUUCAAAUCAACACCCCCACAAAUGUUCCUGAGUGGCUUUUCGUGAUGUUCGCCGUUUGCACGACCAUACUAGUCGCAGUUCACAUUUUCGCCUUGAUGAUAUCCACGUACAUCCUGCCCAAUAUCGAAUCGAUAGCAAAACUAGAAAUAUGCGAGCUGGUUACGGAAAGUCCCCACGAAAGGAUGCGAGGCUUCAUUGAGCUAGCCUGGGCAUUUUCAACUAUUUUAGGUAAGUUUAUUUUAUUUAUGGUCGAGGUAGCAAUACUCUGUUGGGUGAAAUUCUGGGACUAUAGUUUCACAGCGGCAGUGGCGGCGACUAUAAUAGUGGUUCCGGUACUAAUAGUGUUCGUUUUGUUCGCGGCGAACUUUUACCAUUCGCUCGUAGUGGACAAGUGUAAUUCCUCCAUCAGCGACAUGAGAAAAUUAGAGGAAAUGAAAAAGAACUUGGAUGAAAUUAGCCAAUCUCCAGUGUGAUCUUGUAGAAAUAUGAUGUGGUUGUGUAAAAAAAAUUGAAAAACUUUUUUUUUUGAAGUUCCAUUUAGAACCUCGAAAUUAGUGAAACAAAUUAGUGGUUUCAGUUAGGGCAGAAGUUUCUUCCUCUAAUUCAUUGUAAAAAUUAGUGGUAGUACUUUUAAAUCAGUAUAAACAGUUAACAAACUUUAAUUGUUCUACUAAUUAUACGUGAAAAUUUGCGAGUAAUGUCAUUUUGGCCUAUCAUUACCAUCUGUGAAGAGAAUUUGUGGUUAGAUAUAAAAGUUUAUUGUUUUAUAACCUAAUUAUUAAGUUUUCUCUAUGGAUACCACUAAAUACUACAAGCUGUUGCUAGGAUUAUCUAUA